UUUUGUUUAUCCAAAAUGGAAUCAACAAAUCCAAAUAAUAAUAAUAAAAAGUUUAAAAUUACUGAUUUGCCAAUUUAUACAUCUUGUUGUAAAAAUAAACGAGCAUCAACACCGAAAGAAGAGCCGGCAAACAUUCUCGAACCAUAUGUGAGCGAUGCUCGAAAAGAAAUCGAAACAUUCAUUGGUCCACAAUUUGCCGAUUCUUUUAAACGUUUCGGUGAAAUCAUGGCCACAUCAAAAGCACAUACAUAUGAAUUAAUCGAAACAGUUCGAGAUGAACAGAAUGCAGCUGUACGUGCUACAUUCAUUACAUCGGCUGCAUUCAUUGGAUAUUUAUUGGGACGUCGUGGUUUUUUCCGUCGUACAUUUAUGGCUAUGAUUGCUGCCGGUGCAGCAGCAGCAACAUGUGAACCUAAAAUGGCUCGUGAUUAUGCUGAAGUUAGCUUUGAAUUGGCUAAAAGCAAAAUUUCCGAAACAUACCAUCAAUACGGAGGUCCUGAUCUGAUGAAAAAUAUUAAGCUACCGGAAUUUGGUUUUACCAGUGCUACUGAUGAUAGUAAUAAGAAACAAUAAUUCUUCUUGGAAAACAAACAAACAAAAUUCAUAAAAUAAAAUUGAUCCUACUUUGUUGUAUAGAAA
Molecule: messenger RNA, 639 nt
Organism: Dermatophagoides farinae (American house dust mite)
Lineage: Eukaryota; Metazoa; Arthropoda; Arachnida; Sarcoptiformes; Pyroglyphidae
Gene: Mic26-27
Product: MICOS complex subunit 26/27
Biological process (GO): cristae formation
Cellular component (GO): MICOS complex
Source: RefSeq, a predicted model, not a curated record